Penicillium macrosclerotiorum is the source of this 1350-nucleotide messenger RNA. RefSeq lists its product as uncharacterized. Gene Ontology annotation, biological process: positive regulation of transcription by RNA polymerase II. Gene Ontology annotation, cellular component: nucleus. Bases 1 to 1350 code for a protein of 449 amino acids. Gene Ontology annotation, molecular function: DNA-binding transcription factor activity; transcription cis-regulatory region binding. NCBI's taxonomy places the organism in Eukaryota, Fungi, Ascomycota, Eurotiomycetes, Eurotiales, Aspergillaceae. The record is from RefSeq and is a predicted model, not a curated record. The transcript is spliced from 9 exons.
AUGCGAGGGAUGCAAAGCUCGCCAUUUGCGAUGCUCUCGAACGUCUCCGUACCGAAAUUCCCGAAGAACCAACGAUGGGUCCAGGCAGAACAUCCUCCCACGCCAGCCAAGAUCAAUGAGUUGGAUGUGAUCCAGUGUGGUGGCCAUUCCGAUUCUUCACCGAAUGGAGACACCGGGGGCUUCCAAAUGGAGAGUUUGCUACCUGCCAGUCCGUCGUUCACGCCGGAAACUCCAGACUACAAUAUGAACGUGGCAAACAUCAAGACCCCUGAUUCCAUUCCCGUAACUUUUCAGGAACCAUCACGAUUUCCCCUGCCCGAGAAUGAAUCUGCCUUAGUGAGGCAUUUCAUGCGAACUCUUGCUCCCUGGUUCGAUUCCUGCAACCUCCAUCGACAUUUCACAAAUGAAGUGUCAGCGCGCUUAUCUAGCUCCACUGUGCUGCUUGAAGCUGUUCUAGCGAUGGCAGCUCAUCAUCUCAGCGCAAUAGGACAAUUAGACUCUCUCGCCGCCGAAAAAUACUACGAGACCGCGAAAAGGCAUCUCCUGCCGUCACUUGGUACUAUGCAGAGCUCACCCAAUGCAGAAACACUUGCUGCAACGAUAAUUUUACGUCUGCGCACCGAGCUCGACACUCCCCUACGCCAGAUCACCAACAAAUCAACUCUCUUCGCAGAAGAGCCCCUUGUCGCCGAAUAUGCCCUGGCUGACAUCUUUUUCCCAACCCCUCUAACGCCCUUCAACGUCGCACUCCUCUGGAUUGGGCUCCGCCAAGAACUCCGCGUCGCUGUCCUGGGCCAGCGCAUUGCCCGCUUCCCGACAGACUGCCUGCAUGUUGACUGGCAUAUGCCACCCACCGAUGACGGUGACUGGGCCAACCGCAUGGUACUCAAUCUUGUUGCGGUGCUGCAGUACUGCUACAACUCGCCGCGCGACGUCGAGCUGUACAAGCUGCUGACGGAGCGGUGCCAGAUAUGGCGCGAGUCAAAUCCGCACUCGUUCACGCCCAUGUUUCUCGAGCCUGCCGGUGGUACGAGUCGCUCCCGCGCUGCGAGUUCGUCAACGAUGCAAUUGUAUUGGAAUCUGUGCAAGAUUAUCUUGGCACUGCACCAUCCGACGACACUGCUGCGGCCGGGCGAUGCAGCGGUGCGACGUGAAGUCGAUCAAAUCAUCAACCAGUCCAUCCGAAAGCUGUGUGGAAUCGGGCUAUAUAAUUCGGACUGUGCGUGUGCGGUUGGGCUUGCUUGUGUCGGGAUCCGGUUAUGGGGACAUCGGUUUGAGGAUGCGGAGGACCAGAAGGCGCUGCAGAAGAUCUUGCAUAUGGCGGAGGAGAAACAUGGGUUGAAGACCUGA